Besnoitia besnoiti is the source of this 861-nucleotide messenger RNA. Its product is annotated as deoxyribose-phosphate aldolase. Gene Ontology annotation, molecular function: deoxyribose-phosphate aldolase activity. NCBI's taxonomy places the organism in Eukaryota, Apicomplexa, Conoidasida, Eucoccidiorida, Sarcocystidae. The record is from RefSeq and is a predicted model, not a curated record. Gene Ontology annotation, biological process: deoxyribonucleotide catabolic process; carbohydrate catabolic process. Bases 1 to 861 code for a protein of 286 amino acids. Gene Ontology annotation, cellular component: cytoplasm. The transcript is spliced from 2 exons.
AUGGCAACUCCACAAAUCUAUCAGCAGUUCACGUCGCGAGCGCUACUCAAUUUCUUCGAGGUCACCGCAAUCAAAGAUGAUGAGACAGAGCAGUCGGUGGCUGCGGUGUGCAAGCUCGCCGCUAAAGACCCAGCAAUUGCAGGCGUUUGCGUGAUGCCAUCGUUGGUCAGGUACAUUAAGCGUGAUCUGGUGAAGUCGUAUCCGGAGGUGGCAAGUAUCAGUAUUUGCGCUGCCGUUAACUUUCCAGAUGGUGGCAGGACUCCCGACGAGGUUGCGCUAGAAGCAACCGGGGCGCUGAAGGAUGGUGCUGACGAGAUUGAGUGCCUUAUCAACUGGAGACGAAUGAACGAGGAUGGAGAGGAUGGAGAAAACCGCACCAGGCUGCUGGUGAGCGAACUGAAGAAGGUCGUCGCCCCCAAGAUCCUCAAGGUGGUUCUGGAGGCUGGGCAGCUUCAAGGAGGUGACCUCAUCAGCAGAGCAGCUGUCGCUGCCUUAGAGGGCGGCGCAGACUUUCUUCAAACCUCAUCCGGAAGGGCUGCUACGCAUGCAACCAUGUUCAGUGUCCACUUAAUCUCUAUUGCUUUACGUGACUACAAGGCACGCGAGUGCGAAAGGAUCAAGGUUACUGGUGGCAAGCCAGAAAUGUCGCCAGCAAGGCCCAUCGGGAUCAAAAUAGAAGUUGGAGACGUGCACACGCCUGAGACAGCAGACUUGCUCAUGCAAAUGGUCUUUGAAAAUGGCCUCUGUUCAAUGACUAGGGAUACGUUCCGACUUGGGGGCAGCUUUAACUUGCUGAAGGAACUGCGGGCGAGCUACGAGUCGUGGGAUUCUGCUGGUGUCGCUCCAGACACAAGCAGGUGA